AAGACGAGCUCGAUUGAGACCGCUCGAUAUGAGGAGGAAGAUGCGACUGUUCGCUGAACUGCGCUUGGUGUUCGUUGUCCAUGUUGGCAACUUUGGUCGAGUUGACUACUGUAGUUGAGUGUUGAAAUGUUGAGUGUCGGUGAGAGUAUUGUGCGAAAUUGCUGGCGGCUAGGGACAGUGUGAUUUGAUUCGAUUGCCAAGGUACAGGAAAAGGUGACUGCUGAAGAGCGAAAAGGGCGGCUCAAAAGGCAAAUAUGGUUUGGAAUGGAUGCAACUUCGUCACCAGGCUCGAUUUGAGAAACGGGGUCUUGCCACCUUGUAAAGCAGGGUCAAGGCUCUCUGGAGCUGGCUCACGGUGGCGGAGGAGUCGAGGAUGGCGACGGAAAGAGUCAGGUGGUUGCAAAGGUGGUAUUAGUAGCGGUGAUGGCGGCGGGUGGUGGUGUAUAUGGGGGCGUGGGUUAUUAUGGAAUGUAGGGGUAUUGGUGGUUGUAUUCCGGAAGCAAGUAGGGUCCUACCGGUCUCGUAGACAGGGACAGAGCCGGCGGCAGGAGGAGGGAAAAAGAGCAGAUGAAAAGGAACAAGCCAAGUCGAGCAAAGGGGAAGAGGGAAAAAAAAGGCGCGGUGGGCCGCAACGGGUAGUGUAUGACUAUGAAUGGGGGGAGACGAGGUCUCGUGGGUGUGGGUGGGUUUUUUGGGUAGCCUCUUCCUUUUUUUUUUUUUCUUGUGCUCAAUUUUCCCUCUUCCUUGUCACUUUGUCCUUUGGGGGGGGCGUAUGGAUUCUUAGAAGAAGUUCGUCUCGUGCCGAUUACUUCUCUUUUGCUGCUCCUUGAAGGUGGGGGUCGAAUGGCAAUCGGAAUUUGAGGAGCGGGAGAAAAGAGAAUAGAGACCCAGAGAAUAGGUGACUGAGAGUGGGAAUGUCGUGGGAGUAAUACGGGAUUGCGACGGUAGGGAAGACCGAGCGAGGGGACGGAGCAAUGAGCACCGGU
Colletotrichum godetiae is the source of this 986-nucleotide messenger RNA. RefSeq lists its product as uncharacterized. The record is from RefSeq and is a predicted model, not a curated record. The transcript has a single exon. NCBI's taxonomy places the organism in Eukaryota, Fungi, Ascomycota, Sordariomycetes, Glomerellales, Glomerellaceae. The coding region runs from base 255 to 830 and encodes 191 amino acids.